AAAAAACCUUGCAUUGGGUGGAGCUUGCUUAGCGGUUAAACCAUCAGGGAUCGGAGGGUACAACGUUAAGCGGGAGUGGCGUUGGCGAGAUUUCAUCCCGGGCUUGACCAUAUUUACGUGCUAGCAGUCGGCGGAAGACUAGCGCCAUUCAUCUUCAAUGGGUUUAAAGAUCCGGACCACCCAAAAUGCGACGAGGUACUUUUAAGAUCCAUAGCCAGCAUCAAUACAGUGCAUAUCCUUACGACGCCAUGGAGAACACCACAGAUGACGGAAGUUGGUGCGACACUUCUAACGCUACAACGUCAAUUGACGUUCAAGCAGUCCCUACGGAUCUUGAUUUCUGGAGCCAGAUUAUUUUCUCGGACCCAGAAACGCUGGCUCAAGACUCACAGGCCUUUGCGAACUCUAGCAUCGACAGCAUGAUCAUGGCAGCGCCGGACGUCCCGAAUAACUCCUCUAGUAACCAGGAUUUGCCGUAUCAUUUGGACACCGAGAUGCUCUGGCUAGACCAGCUUGCUUCCCAAAGCUACAAUUUGCACACUGAACAGUCGACUGAAGCUACCAGGGAGGAGGUGCCCACUGACCAGUCGAAUGAAGCUAUCAGGGAGGAGGUGAAGGAACUCAGGGACGCAGAGCUUGUCACAGUGAAAGGUCAGUUUCAGACGGCCAAUUCGGAGCUGUACACGAUCAAAUCAAACCAUACGCAGCUCCUACGCUGGACGCUGGAUAUGGGCGAGACCGUGAAAGCACUUCUGAAAUGGCUUGCAGAGAAUAUGGGAGCGCAUAUUGUGGGCCAGGAAGGGCAUCAGGUAGAGGAACUAGGGUCGUGGCUAGAUCAUACUUCUGAGAGCUGAGGAGCGGAUAUGUAGGAGGAAGCGAUCUCAAGCGGACGAGGUUAGAGACAUGUGAUUCACGUAGCUCGCAACCAAAACUUCGCUCGGUUUCUUUCUUUGUCGCUACAACCUAUGUAAUAGAAGUCCACAAAAAGAGGGCACUUCGGGUGGCCAGCAGGAAAUGGAGGUGAUAACUUCGGUGUCUACCUCGCUUACUCCACCUCAUCAAUGCAUUUAUACUACG
This is a messenger RNA of Cadophora gregata, 1077 nucleotides long. RefSeq lists its product as uncharacterized. NCBI's taxonomy places the organism in Eukaryota, Fungi, Ascomycota, Leotiomycetes, Helotiales, Ploettnerulaceae. The record is from RefSeq and is a predicted model, not a curated record. The transcript has 2 exons. Bases 186 to 854 code for a protein of 222 amino acids.